Molecule: messenger RNA, 2895 nt
Organism: Amphiprion ocellaris (clown anemonefish)
Lineage: Eukaryota; Metazoa; Chordata; Actinopteri; Pomacentridae
Gene: hp1bp3
Product: heterochromatin protein 1, binding protein 3
Exons: 13
Coding region: 166-2043 (625 amino acids)
Biological process (GO): heterochromatin organization; nucleosome assembly
Cellular component (GO): nucleosome; chromosome; nucleus
Molecular function (GO): nucleosome binding; DNA binding
Source: RefSeq, a predicted model, not a curated record
CCGGGACUGGGAAUCCUCCGACGCACCGUGUGACGCAGCACGCCACUCACCAACGGUCCUAACGGGGCGGGGCUCCAAAACACAGAAAGCGAAAUAAAGGAUCGUGCAGAAAUUUACCCCAAAACAUCUAAUUUUCCCCGACUUUUAAGAGGUUAAUCUCCUGUGAUGCCGAUUCGCCGAGCCGCUGCGACUCCGACACAGGAGAAGGCCCCCUCGGGAGCAGAGAAAGAGCCUGAAGCCUCCUCAGAGGAGUCGCCUUCUGCUGAUGAGGAGCAGGUUGCAUCUUCAGCUGCGGCGACCAAGGGGGAUGAGGAUGAGACGGCAGGCGACACAGAGCCCACCGAGAACGGCGAGAAGGCCGAUGAAGGAGCUGCAGGGGAAAAGGAAGGAGAAGGUGCUGAGAAGAAAGAUGACAAAUGCAAGGACUGCGCGGCUGGACAGUGCGCAACACACUGCUAUGUUCUCCUACUAAGGUUGAAGGACGGCUACAAGUACGAGAAAUCCAAAGUCAAGAAGGUGAAAAGGACGAUUCCUGCGUGGGCUAGCGUCACCGCCAGCAAAAAGGUUCCCGUAACCAACUUUGCAGGCACUCAGAACAAAGUGGAUAAUAUCCUCAUUGAAGCCAUCACGGCUUGUAAUGACAGGUCGGGGGUUUCGUACCAGUCGGUCAUGAAAUAUAUUGUGAAAAAUUACCCGGGGAUGGAGCUUGACAGGAAGAAGUUUCUUAUCAAGAAAGCAAUGAAGAAACACAUAGAGAAGGGCACCAUCAAACAGCUGAAGGGUAAAGGCCUUUCAGGAACGUUCACCAUUGGGAAGCAGGCUCCCUUGUCAAAGAAAGCAGCUCAGAAGCAGGAGUCUCUGGGAGAUGCUCUUCCUCUCAUCAUCACACGGCUCUGUGAGCCCAAAGAGGCCUCAUACAACCUGAUCAAGAAAUACCUGGAGCAGCACUUCCCCAAACUCAACAUCGAAAACAGGCCAGAAGUCCUGAAGUCAGCGCUGGUGAAGGCAGUAGAGAGAGGACAGCUGGAGCAAAUCACUGGGAAAGGAGCCAGAGGGACAUUUCAGCUGAAGCGCACAGGCAACAAAAUCCUGCUGAAGGGCGGUGCCUUAGAAGACGCCAUCACCGCUGCCAUCACAGCCAUGAAUGAACCUAAAACCUGCAGCACUACAACUCUACGCAGAUAUCUAGUAGACGCCAACAAGGACAGAAAGGAAUACCAGUUAGUGGCCAACCUGAGGAGGACUCUGACCAAGUGCAAAGUACUCGGAUGGAUGGAGCAGAUUACUGGUCACGGCUUUACAGGGACCUACCAGCUCUCGUUUCCUUUCUACCCGAGUCCUACCAUCCUAUACCCAGACAAGUUUAAAGACCUUCAGGACAAAAAGGCUGCAGCUCCAACUAAACGGAGGAGGACAGCAGACUCUUCAGAUGAGGAAGAUGAAGAGGAGGAGGAAGAGGAGGAGGAGGAGGAAGAGUCUGAAGACGAAGCUCCUUCCCGUCAGAGGAAAUCUCAGAAGAGGCCUCCACCCAAGGCUCGCCGUCCUCCAUCAACCAAGAAAUCUCGGAGCGCGAGUCAGUCGAAAGCUAGAGGGAGGGGACGAGUGCUGGCAAAGAAGUCACCAGCCAAGAAAACGGCAGCUCCAGCCAAGAAAACGGCAGCUCCAGCCAAGAGAGCGGGAAGGAAAGCAUCAGCUUCUAAAAAGGAAUCCGCAUCACCAUCUAAAGCCACACCUGUAAAGAGAGGUGCUCCUGCAAGAAAGCCCAAAACACCAGCAGUGAAAAAGCUCACCAGCCGGAGGUCCAAGCGACCUGUGGCCAGAGAGUCAUCAGCUGAGGAGACAGGCACAAAGGAGACAAGGAGUGGGUCCAAGCGAUCUAAGCCAGAAGAGUCCUCCCCAGAGGAGCCUGCAGUUAAAAAGGCGACGAAGAGCAGUUCCAGACGGCAAGACCCCGAGGAGUCGUCCUCUGAAGAGCCUGUAGCCAAAAAGGGGGCAAAGAGCAACAAGCAGUCGGCUCGAAGGUCCAAGAGAGGGAGAUACUGAACCCAGGAACACCUUCUACAAACUGGCAGCAGUCAGCCAUUAUUGUAUCAGUGCUCUUGCUCUCUUUUUAUCAUUGUUUUCUCCCUUUUUAAUGGGGCAGUAGUUUUUUUUUUUAUUUCUAUUGUAGUAUAAGAACGUUAUCCUACCAGUUAACUGUACUUUGAGAGUUUCUGAAUUUCCUUUUUAAUCACCAUGUGUAGAAAAGGUCAGUUAGUGUUGCCAUUAAAGCUGCCAGCUUGCAAAAGCAUAGCAACAUCCAACAAACUGUAACUAGAACCAUGUAUUGACUUCUGUUUUUAUAUGUUCUUCAUCCGCUCAGUAGGUGCUGGCAGCACACAUUCCUAAUUUCAGUUGAACUGAGGUACCAGUGUUCAGGAGAGGAUAAAAGAACUUCCAUUUCUAGGUUCUAAUGUUGUUGAAAAGGUUAAUCAGUUACUAAUUAUGUUACUACUUUAUAAAAACGCAGAAAGGUUUUUUUUUUCUGUGUCCUGGAGAUCUCUGCAUCAGAAAUUUAUUAUUUUUAUUUGAAUUUAUUUAAUGCAAAAAAAAAAAAAAUCCCCUAGAAAAUAUUAGGCCUGCAGGUGUCAAACUGAGGACUGACCAGAGGAUAAAACACUGAGAAGUAUUCAAGUCACAUUGAGAAAAAAAGUCAUUUUUGGAUGUGUGUGGAAACAAACCUAUACUUUAAUUGAUUUUAUUGCUUCACAGCUGUAAUUCAGUACCAAACUGUAAGAAAUGUGUGUUGUGAAUAAGACAAAGGAGGAUAAUAGCUCAUGCAUACCCUGCAUGCAUGUAUUCCUUGUGUUGUUAAGCUUUUUUCCAAGUCAUUAAUAAAAUGGCUAUAUUUGUAAA